CGAAAUGCCAACUGUGGGAAUCAAGAAAGUCAUCCUUGACAAGCACUUCAAGCGAGUCUAUUCGGAGAAGGAGUUCGACGAGCUCUGUUUCGAAUAUGGCUUGGAGUUGGACGAAAUUACAUCUGAGAAAGCCGCUGUUGAAAAAGAGCAAGGAACAAGAGCUGCGUCUGAUUUGAAUGAUCAAGAAGUAUACAAAAUUGACAUUCCAGCAAAUCGCUAUGAUUUAUUGAGCGUUGAAGGGCUGGCUCGAGCAAUUCGUAUUUUCAAACAAGAAAUCCCAUCACCAGCAUACAAAUAUGCCGAUGUGCCAAAGACUGGUCUUCAAAAAAUUAUCGUGAAGAAGGAAACUGCUCAAGUUCGUCCUUUUGUCGUCGGAGCAGUUUUACGUGAUAUUUCAUUCGAUGCGGAUAGCUAUGCUUCUUUCAUUGAUCUUCAGGACAAGCUGCAUCAAAAUAUCUGCAGAAAGCGUACUCUUGUUGCCAUCGGAACACACGACUUGGACACCAUUCAAGGGCCAUUCGAAUACCGAGCCGAAGCUCCAAAAGAUAUCAAGUUCAAACCGCUUAAUCAAACGAAGGAGUAUACUGCGGAAGAACUGAUGACCCUGUAUUCCACCGAUAGUCAUUUAAAAGCUUAUCUUCCUAUUAUUCAAAAUCAUCCAGUGUAUCCUGUGAUUUAUGAUAAGAACGGAGUUGUUUGCUCAAUGCCGCCUAUUAUCAAUGGAGAACAUUCCAAGAUCACUUUGAAUACCAAAAACGUCUUCAUUGAGGCUACUGCAACAGAUAAACAGAAAGCUUUCGUGGUCCUUGACACUAUUGUGACUCUUUUCUCUCAGUACUGUGCCAAGCCGUUCACUAUCGAGCAAGUCGAAGUUGUGUAUGAGGAAACUGGAGUCAAAGAGCUUUAUCCUCUUCUUUCCUAUCGUGAAAUGACUGUGACAACACCAGAAAUCAAUACGAAGAUUGGUAUCAACCUGAAAGAUGAAGAAAUGGCAACUCUUCUCAAUAAAAUGUCGUUGAAAGCUGAGGUUGCUGCGAAGGAAACUUUGAAAAUUGUUGUUCCACCCACAAGACACGAUAUUCUCCACGCAUGUGACAUUGCUGAAGAUGUUGGUGUGGCCUUUGGUUACAAUAACUUGAUUACAAAGCUUCCGGAGUCCAAUACUGUUGCUGUGGCCUUCCCAAUCAACAAGCUCUGCGAUAAUCUCCGGAUCGAAAUUGCUGCCGCUGGAUGGACAGAAGCUUUGAACUUCGCAUUGUGCAGCCGUGACGACAUUUCUUCAAAGCUCCGCCAGCCAGAUGCACUUUCUCAUGCAGUUCAUAUUGGAAAUCCAAAAACUCUUGAAUUCCAAGUUGCUCGAACAUCCCUUCUUCCCGGACUUUUGAAAACACUGUCUUCCAACCGAGACAUGCCACUCCCAUUGAAAUUGUUUGAGCUUCAAGAUGUUAUUGUGAAAGACUCAAAUACAGAUGUUGGAGCAAGAAAUGAGAGAAGACUUGCUGCAGUGUACUACAAUAGAGCUGCUGGUUUCGAGAUUAUUCAAGGAUUCUUGGAUCGAAUUAUGAGAAUGCUAAAUGUCAAUCCUGCGCGCGACGGAACUGGAUACUACAUCGAAGCCGAUGAAAAUUCAACCUACUUCCCAGGACGGUGUGCCAAGAUUAUCGGUCCAAAGGGAGUCGUUCUCGGACAUAUCGGAGCUCUCCAUCCAGAAGUUAUCACCUCCUUCGGGCUCACAUUGCCAUGUGGAGCUGUCGAAAUCAAUGUGGAACCAUUCCUUUAAACAUAUUUUUGUUACUUCCCGGUUUUUGGUUUUGUUAUUGCGAUUAUUUAUGGAUUUUUCCUCUGAAAUGUGGUUUUUAAAUAUUUCAUGCUUGCUGUUUUUCUUUAAUUAAAAUGUUUCAACU
Molecule: messenger RNA, 1904 nt
Organism: Caenorhabditis elegans
Lineage: Eukaryota; Metazoa; Nematoda; Chromadorea; Rhabditida; Rhabditidae
Gene: fars-3
Product: Phenylalanine--tRNA ligase beta subunit
Exons: 6
Coding region: 5-1780 (591 amino acids)
Biological process (GO): phenylalanyl-tRNA aminoacylation
Cellular component (GO): cytoplasm
Molecular function (GO): ATP binding; magnesium ion binding; nucleotide binding
Source: RefSeq, marked reviewed